AUGUCCGGUGGGAUAGAUACGCACACGCACUUGCAGAUGCCGUUCAUGGGAGCGUGUUCCGUCGACGACUUCUAUCAAGGGACCAAAGCAGCGUUGGCUGGGGGUACCACCAUGAUCAUGGACUUCGUCAUCCCGGAGAAGGGUGAGUCUCUGCUCGAAGCGUACAAGAAGUGGAGGAGCUGGGCGGAUGAGAAGGUCUGCUGCGACUACGCGCUGCACGUUGCCGUCACGUGGCUGGGGCCCUCUGUGAUGGAGGAGAUGGGGGAGUUGAGUGCUAACGAGGGGGUCAACUCCUACAAGAUGUUCAUGGCUUACAAGGGGGCGUUGCAGUUGGACGAUACUGAGCUCUACCAUGCAUUCCAGAAGUGUCGGGAUCUUGGCGCCAUCGCCAUGGUGCAUGCGGAGAAUGGAGACAUCAUUGCUGAGAACCAGAAGAAGCUGCUUGCUGGAGGGAUCACCGGCCCGGAGGGACAUCUUCUAAGCCGACCGGAGGAAGUCGAGGCCGAAGCGGUCAAUCGAGCCAUCACCAUUGCCAAUCAGGUAAACUGUCCUCUGUACAUCGUUCACGUGAUGAGCAAGUCUGCGGCAGACAUCAUCGUGCAGAAGCGCAACGACGGCUACCUAGUCUUCGGAGAGCCGAUUGCGGCCUCGCUGGGCACCGACGGGACUCACUACUUUAACAAGUGCUGGCGGCAUGCAGCCGGGCACGUUCUCAGCCCUCCCCUCCGACCGGAUCCUUCAACCCCUGGUCAUCUCAUGGAUCUUCUUGCUGCUGAUGGACUGCAGGUGACAGGGACAGACAACUGCACCUUCAACAGCAACCAGAAGGCCCUGGGGAAGGACGACUUCACCAAGAUCCCCAACGGGGUCAAUGGCAUCGAGGAUCGCAUGGCUGUCAUCUGGGAGAAGGGGGUCGUCACUGGGAAGAUGGAUCCUUGUCGCUUUGUUGCUGUCACUUCCACCAAUGCUGCCAAGAUAUUCAACAUCUUUCCCCAGAAGGGACGCAUCGCAGUCGGGUCGGAUGCAGACGUGAUCGUUUGGAACCCAAACGUCACCAGGACCAUCUCGGCUCAAACUCAUCACCAAGCUGUGGACUUCAACAUAUUUGAGGCAAAUUUCUUUUUUUUCUCUUGUGUCAUGGGAAUCUAUCGACCCAAUGCCACAUCUGCACGAAGGCAAGUAAUUUUCUGGUUAUUCAAGUUAUCAAAUCAAUGUAUUGUUUUGAUGCAGGGGAUGGAAUGCCAUGGCAUGCCCAUGUACGUCAUAGCUCGAGGGCGCAUCGUCGUGGACGAGGGGGAGUUGCGAGUCUGUCAGGGGUCUGGACAAUACGUCCCCACGCCUCCCAUGGCCCCAUACGUCUACAUGACGAUGCGGGAGAGGGAACGCCAGCGGGUCCCUCCCAAGGUAGAGCGAGAGGCUUAUGAGGGCCCGACCGGCGAUGGCAUCCACAUGUCACCCAGGAAGGACUACAUGAAUGGUCAUCAGGGAUCAGCCAAGGGACUCCACGAGCAGCACGAGAAUGGGAACGAGCAGCAUUUCUACACGCGGGGACCCACUCAAUCCGGUGGGCGGAACCUUCAAGACUCCACUUUCUCCAUUUCUGGAGCCCAAAUUGAUGACAAUUUGCCGAGACGAUCAGGCAUCCGAGUCCACAAUCCACCCGGUGGCAAAGCGUCUGGAUCCUUUUGGUGAAAGGUUCAAAAUGCACUUCUUUCUUCGGAUGAUAUGGCUAAAAGACAGAACCGAAAAUGCUUGUGAGACGAAAUUUGCAGUGAUUUUUUUUUGCUGUCGUUGGAUAUAUCGAAGAAUGCAGUGAACUCGUUUGCACUCUCCUCAGUGCCCUUUACUCGUUUCAAUCGUCCAUAGAGAAGUGAGUGUGGGUGAGAGAUGGAUCAAAUGUCGGUGUCUUCUUUUUUUUGCAUUCUGCGUUCAUACAAAUAAAGCUUCGUUUGGUUGCUGAUCAA
This is a messenger RNA of Darwinula stevensoni, 1964 nucleotides long. The record is from the annotation of a GenBank genome assembly. Lineage: Eukaryota; Metazoa; Arthropoda; Ostracoda; Podocopida; Darwinulidae.